This is a messenger RNA of Dissoconium aciculare CBS 342.82, 948 nucleotides long. RefSeq lists its product as uncharacterized. The transcript has a single exon. Bases 300 to 638 code for a protein of 112 amino acids. The record is from RefSeq and is a predicted model, not a curated record. Lineage: Eukaryota; Fungi; Ascomycota; Dothideomycetes; Mycosphaerellales; Dissoconiaceae.
CACAGCUGAGAUCCCAAACUCACUGUCUACAUGUGUUUCAUAUUGUCGCUCUCUUUGUCGAAUCAUUUGUAUGUGCGGUGACAAAUGCGACGAUUAUAUAUGUAAUUAUAUAGCACACGGUCGCGCGCUCGCCAGAGGCGUGGACCGUUAGCACAAGGACCACAAAACUUCUCGCCGCGACUGACAUCUACUGCAUCAAAGGUACACCUGGGCAUGUUGUGUGCGCGAGCAGAUAAUGCGAUCGUCCGGUUGUGGUUCGGAACCUUUCCAAAUCCUUACUUUAUAAUCCCAUUCUAUACAUGACCGUGAACAACUGUCGAUCAUCCAAGUUGUCGGCCAGGAUGGAAACAAGCGACGGUUCUUCCACCUUGGGUUCAUCAUCCUCCGCUGCGAGCUCGACCACAAUUGACAGACCCCGUCCCGCAGCGGGUCGCAAGAUGCACUCCUUUGUUCCGGAACACAUCCAUGAAAUUCUUGCUUGGUUUGGAGACAAUGCGCAACCAUGGUGGAUGGAAGGUGACAAGUGUCAGAUGCACAUACGGCGGCCAAACAUCUGUCGGGUUCUAAUUUGUCGAGCUCAGAAUAAGGGACUGGUGAUCUUGAUGAUGAUCUUGAUGAUCGCCCAGCUGUUCGCAUAAUGUUAUGAUCUGGUCAUAUGAUGGCUUUGGAGGGAGAUGGUCUGAUCGUGAGCAAGACGGCCUGUUGAGAACUUUAUGUCAGGACAAUUCGGCCUUAGGCUUUGUCUAUUGAUUGUUUCAUCAUAGGUAUACUGGUGGACACUUCAAGCUGAGCAAUCGACAGCUUGUGACCUCUCUUUUGAACUUUGACCAGCUGUGAUGGACAAGCAGCACGCGACACUAGUAAGAGAUAUGAAACAUCACACUACGUGAUAGACUACCGUGGCGAAUUGAGAUGUAGAACUCACAUUUCAAAGGCUUGCUUAUGAGC